CAUCUCCACCCCCAUAUUUACACAAAUGCGUCCACUUCUGGUUGCUCGUGCUGAUAGUCUGCAAAAAUGUCGAGGACUUGACGAUACCAUUUUGGAAGAAGCCGAUCCAGUCAAACCCGUCGAUUUGUCCCCGAGGAGAAGAAUUUCUCACUGGGCGUUUUUUUCCAUACCUCCUCGCCGCCCUUCACGAUUGAAUCGCGAGUGUUUGUGACCUCCACCAGAACCAGAGGGUGGGUGCUGUCGCCGCUCCACUGUGCUGUCCCUCAGCCAAGCUCACUCCCCUGAUCGGUACUCCAUCUCUUCAAGAUGCCUCUGGGGAUCCUCGAAGCAAAGGGGAUCGAGCAUGUUCCUGGCACAACGCAGUACUUUGACGAUCCGUCUCGGCCCCAGGUAGCUGGCGAGCAUCAUGGGAACCUCAAGCGCGUACAAGUUGGGACCGAAACCAUUAUCCUCAUCCCUCAGCCUUCUGAUGACCCAAACGAUCCGUUGAACUGGUCACUUUUGCGACGCGACCUGAUCACCUUUCUACUCUGCUUCGCGGGUAUUCUCGCUACCGCACUCGGCCCUAUCCUCGCUGCCAAUACGAUCACAAUAUCUCUGCUCUUCUCGAAGGACUUCACAAAGGUUGCCCUGUUGACGGGAUAUUUCUUACUGGGUUGCGGUGCUGGCGCUAUUUUCUUCGUUCCGUCCGGCCGCAUCUGGGGAAAGCGACACUUGUUCCUCAUAGGUAUCCUCAUUCUUAUCGCUUCCAGCGCGUGGGCCGGGUCUGUAGGAACCAAUUAUGGAAGUUUCAUUGGAGCCAGAAUUGUUCAAGGCGUUGGUUGCGCACCCUAUGAGAGCUUACUCAAUGCAGCUGUGGGUGACCUCUACUUUGUCCACCAGCGAGGAGUGAGAAUGGCCUUUACGAACCUGGCGGUCUUCGGCGGUGCCUUCUUCACUCCCAUCUUGGUGGGCAAAAUCACUGAUUCCAUGGGAUGGAAGUGGACGUUCUACUUCGUUGCCAUCUUUCUUGCUGCUACGCUCCCGGCCAUUUUCUUCUUCUGCCCCGAGACGGCAUAUCGACGAGAAGCCAGUCUGAACACUGACACUACCGGUGAGCUAGGGAUAGAAUUGACUACCAAGGAUAAACGUCAAGCGCCGUCACCACAGACAGAGUCCGGAUCUUCUCGUUCUCCGGAACCUACCCAGCACUCCACUGGUUUCACCUUCUUGCCUAAGUCCAAUGCUCUUCAACCCAUCGGCCAUUCUAAUACACCUAAGAAGACCUUUCUUCAGUCGAUUUCUCUGUUUGAUGGUCGGAAGACGGAUGAGCGAUACUGGGUCCUUUUGCUGCGACCGUUUCCCCUCCUCACUCAUCCAGCAUUUAUCUGGGGCUGCCUGAUCCAGGGAGCCAUGAUCGGCUGGACAGUAUUUAUCGGAGUUAUUGUCGCCGCCAUUUUCAUAGGGUCUCCUUACUACUGGGACGAGGUUGAUGCCGGCUACACUUACACGGGCCCAUUCAUCGGUGCCGUCCUAGGUUUUGUCUUGGCAGGUCUGCUCGCUGACACAAGUGUCAAGUACAUGACCAAGCUCAACAAAGGCAUAUACGAACCAGAGUUUCGCAUUCUUCUUGUGAUCCCCAUGAUGAUCAUUGGAGGAAUCGGAUUAUAUGGGUUCGCCUUAACGGCACCUGGUGUGGUAAAAAAGGAAUACUCAUAUGUCGUACCUUUGAUAUUUUUCGGAUUUGAAGUCGCAGGAAUGGUCAUUGGUGCUGUGGCCAGCUCACUUUACAUUGUUGAUGCCUAUCGAGAUUUGACCAUUGAGGGCUUCACCAUCAUGAUCAUAUUCAAGAACUUUUUCAGUUUCAUCUUGACUUUCUUUGCCUACAAUUGGAUUAAUGACGGUGGUAUCGAACGAACAAUGCUGGCGAUCGCCUCGAUUCAAGUGGUAGUAUGCCUUCUCAGCAUCCCUAUGUACAUCUACGGUAAGCGGGUGCGAGCAUUCUACUAUCGCCAUGAUUUGCUUGAUAUGACUGGUCUUCGCUAGCUGUUUAAACAGUUUCGAGGAAUUAAGAUGCUCGAUAUAUCAUGAGUUGGGUAAAAGCAACAGAUGCGUUUCUAGAGUACCCAGGGUUGGGUUAUUUUUAAUGUUUAUUUCCUGUUAGACUUCAUAAGGGAGCAUGACACGAUUUUUGGAUAUCAUUGUUAGAUCAUAGCCAUGAGAGUUCGGCGAUAUUGUCGUUAAUACAAUAUGAC
Molecule: messenger RNA, 2234 nt
Organism: Fusarium oxysporum Fo47
Lineage: Eukaryota; Fungi; Ascomycota; Sordariomycetes; Hypocreales; Nectriaceae
Product: major facilitator superfamily domain-containing protein
Exons: 5
Coding region: 307-2025 (572 amino acids)
Biological process (GO): transmembrane transport
Molecular function (GO): transmembrane transporter activity
Source: RefSeq, a predicted model, not a curated record